Molecule: messenger RNA, 1722 nt
Organism: Aspergillus homomorphus CBS 101889
Lineage: Eukaryota; Fungi; Ascomycota; Eurotiomycetes; Eurotiales; Aspergillaceae
Product: sulfatase family protein
Exons: 5
Coding region: 1-1722 (573 amino acids)
Biological process (GO): phenol-containing compound metabolic process
Molecular function (GO): arylsulfatase activity; N-acetylglucosamine-6-sulfatase activity; glycosaminoglycan binding
Source: RefSeq, a predicted model, not a curated record
AUGAGGGUGUCCAACAAACGUUUGGGUAUGACUUGGGGUCUCAUGGCUGCCCUUGAGGCAAGCCUGGCCUCAGCUCAGUCGGUCUCUAAACCGCCAAACUUCUUGUUCAUCAUGGCGGAUGAUAUGGACUUGAAGAUGGACUCUCUUUCGUAUAUGCCUUUGGUAACGAAGCAUAUGCAGGAGAAGGGAAUGUCCUUCGACAACCACUUCGUUACCACGGCCCUGUGUUGUCCUUCGCGGGUCAGCCUUCUGACUGGACGGCAAGCCCACAACACCAAUGUGACGGACGUGCACCCCCCAUGGGGUGGAUAUCCCAAGUUCAUCAGCCAGGGAUUCAACGACAACUAUCUUCCCGUCUGGAUGCAGCAGGCUGGGUACGAUACCUACUACACCGGCAAGCUGAUGAACGCGCAAUCUCUGGAGAAUUAUGAUAAGCCGCAUGCCGCGGGAUUCAACGGCUCGGACUUCCUGUUGGAUCCGUACACCUAUGACUACAUGAACGCCACUUAUCAGCGUAACCACGACUUGCCUGUCAGCUACCUUGGCCGUCACACCACCGAGGUCCUGACCGAGAAAGCCAUGGGCUUCCUGGAAGAUGCUCUUGCCGGCGAGCGUCCGUUCUUCCUCACCGUGACUCCGAUCGCUCCUCACUCCAACAUGAACGGAACUUACGGGGCCGGAGCGGGUCCGCUGUGGAUGGAUGAGCCCAUUCCCGAGGAGCGCCACAAGCAUCUCUUUCCCGAAGCCAAGGUCCCGCGCACGGCCAACUUCAACCCCAAGGAACCCACUGGUGUCAGCUGGAUUCAUGACCUUCCUUACCGUAACCAAUCCGUGGUCGACUACAAUGACCACUACUACCGACAGCGACUUCGAGCCCUGCAGGGCGUCGAUGAACUUGUCGAUUCUCUUAUCACCCGCCUGGAGGCCAGCGCCGAGAUCGACAACACGUAUAUCAUCUACACGUCCGACAAUGGAUUCCACAUCGGUCAGCACCGGUUGCCUCCGGGUAAGACCUGCGCCUUUGACGAGGACAUCCGCGUGCCGUUCUUCAUCCGUGGCCCCGGAAUUCCGGAGGGCCACAAGCAGGAUAUCGUGACCACCCACAUCGACCUUGCUCCGACCUUGUUCUCCUUGGCGAGUCUCCCACUUCGCGAGGAUUUCGACGGAACCCCGAUGCCGAUUGCUGAUGUCGAGGGAACCCUGCACGAGCACGUGGCGGUUGAGUACUGGGGUCAGGCGAUGCUGGAGGGUGGUCUUUCGAACCUGGGCACACCCACCGUCCCCAACAACACCUACAAGGCCGUCCGCAUUCUCAGCCAAGAGUACAACCUCUUCUACUCUGUCUGGUGCAACAACGAGCAUGAGCUCUACGAUCUUAGUACCGAUCCCUACCAAGUCAACAACCUCCACCCCCAUGUCGCGACCACCAACACUACGAUCCUGGGCUACGAGAUCCCGACGGUGAUCGAUCGGCUGGACGCUUUGUUGCUGGUCCUGAAAUCCUGCAAGGGUCGCACGUGCAUCAAGCCGUGGGAGGUCCUGCAUCCGGAUGGGUCGGUCCAGAACCUGCUGGAGGCCAUGGAUGCCAAGUAUGAUGAAUUCUAUCACACUCAGUACAAGGUAUCGUAUGAUCGGUGUGAGUAUGCGUAUGUGAUUGAUGCCGAGGGACCGCAGACGGCAUUGGCAUACAGGAACGGGUAUUCUUUGGACCAGUGGAUUUGA